Trametes versicolor FP-101664 SS1 is the source of this 1651-nucleotide messenger RNA. Its product is annotated as glycoside hydrolase family 16 protein. Gene Ontology annotation, molecular function: hydrolase activity, hydrolyzing O-glycosyl compounds. NCBI's taxonomy places the organism in Eukaryota, Fungi, Basidiomycota, Agaricomycetes, Polyporales, Polyporaceae. The record is from RefSeq and is a predicted model, not a curated record. The transcript has 4 exons. Gene Ontology annotation, biological process: glucan catabolic process. Bases 39 to 1037 code for a protein of 332 amino acids.
CCGCCCCGUCCCUCCUUCAACCCGUCCCCUCCUUCACCAUGUUCCGCUCCCUCGCUGCCCUCGUCCUCGCGCUCGCUGCGACCUCGUCCGCCUUUGUCCCCAACCACAGCGCGCACCACCGCAGGCACAACAAAGUCGGCAGCGUCUCCUACGUCCCCCGGAGCACCGCCUACAAGCUCGCAGACCGCUUUGAGGGCCAGAGUUUCUUUGACGGCUGGGAUUUCUUCACCGACGCCGACCCCACCAACGGUCUCGUCAACUAUGUCAGCGGAGAUGCCGCGUCCAAGCUCGCGUACGUCCAGGACGACGGUACUGCUGUGAUUGCUGUCGACGACACUUCCGACGUCGCUGCCGGCGGCAAGCGCAACUCCAUCCGCAUUAGCAGCAAGAAGUCCUGGGAGCGCGGUCUCUUCAUCGCCGACAUCUACUCUAUGCCCCACGGCUGUGGUGUCUGGCCCGCGUACUGGUCCCUUGGCAACGCCAAGUCGUGGCCGAACGCCGGUGAAAUCGACAUCAUUGAGGGCGUGAACAACAACAUGCAGAACCAGGUGACGCUCCACAGCGGCGCCGGCUGCGUGCUCGACAAGGCGACGGACGCGCUCUCCAACCUCCUCGGCACGUCCUGCGAGUCCUCGAACGGGAACAACGCGGGGUGCGCGUGGCAGCAGAAGGAGAACAGCACGUUCGGGCACCUCUUCAACAUGCAGGCCGGCGGCGUGUACGCGCACACGCUCGAGUCCGACGCGAUCUCCGUCUGGUACUUCCCGCGCGACAGCAUCCCCGCGGACAUCACCUCGCAGACGCCCGACCCGUCGACGUGGGGCACGCCCACCGCGCUCUUCCCGAACACGCAGUGCGACAUCAUGUCCCACUUCCUCGCCCAGAACCUGAUCUUCGACAUCACCCUCUGCGGUGACUGGGCGGGCCCCGCGUACGAGAGCUCGGGCUGCCCCGGCACCUGCGCGUCUGCGAUCGCGGACAAGUCCAACUUCAACGUCGCGCAGUGGAAGAUCGCUUCCGUCUCCGUAUACCAAUAGACGGCUCCCUAGACUCGCAUACCCGCACACGCACGCCCCCCAACGCACGCCGCAUCGCACGCACGCACAUCCGCUCUCCCGCAUAGUCUGUCUUUUCCUUGCUACGUUACGCUCCUAUACUCGCCCGCCCCCCGCCGGCCGUUUCCCCUUCUCGCUCUCUGUUCUCCCGGGGCGGGCCACAUUGUACAAACCAAAUCUGCUAGACACGCGCCCCGUGCGGGCGCGUCUUCCGCGAUGCUCGUGUAGUGCUACGUACGUCUUUCCCUAGUACCCUCUGGAUAGACCGCCUGUGCGCUGCCGUCAAUACUCGCUCGCUUUUCCCUCCCGACGCGUCCGCACGCGGGGCCGCGCCCCGGUGACGAACCUGUGCCCUCCCAGCGAGCCGCUCCUUCGUCCUGGGUGCUACGCGCCGUCGGCUGUUAUCUUUAGGGCCCGCUUAUACCGUUAUACGUCGCUUAUUGCCACUACUCUUCCCCAUCGUCAUCGGUUUCCUUGGGUCGGGGGUCCGCCGUGCGGGUCUCUGCUGAUCGUCGUGUACGUCACGCUCCCGUUCUCUGUGUAGCACAUUCAUUCAUUGUACGCAAUAUACACACGUUGCACUCGUCUCUAAAACC